This is a messenger RNA of Encephalitozoon cuniculi GB-M1, 219 nucleotides long. RefSeq lists its product as uncharacterized. NCBI's taxonomy places the organism in Eukaryota, Fungi, Microsporidia, Unikaryonidae. The transcript has a single exon. The record is from RefSeq and is marked provisional. The coding region runs from base 1 to 219 and encodes 72 amino acids.
AUGAAAUCCAACGAGCUUCCUGGGUUCGAUGAACAUCCAGAGCCCAUCUACGAGCUGAUAGAAUCUAUGGGGACUUCCAAUGCGAUGCCAAGAAAAGAACUGAUAGAAGCAAUAUUGGGCUCAAAAGAGUUCAAGGACUAUGGCUCCCUUACAAACCAAAAAGACGACGAGCUACACAGUAGUAAAAUGGCGCCUACGCCAGGGGACAGGAAUGUAUAA